Messenger RNA from Vanessa atalanta (red admiral), 6228 nucleotides. Its product is annotated as phospholipid-transporting ATPase ABCA3-like. Gene Ontology annotation, cellular component: intracellular membrane-bounded organelle; membrane. Bases 244 to 5445 code for a protein of 1733 amino acids. Gene Ontology annotation, biological process: transmembrane transport; lipid transport. The transcript has 31 exons. Gene Ontology annotation, molecular function: ATP hydrolysis activity; lipid carrier activity; ABC-type transporter activity. Lineage: Eukaryota; Metazoa; Arthropoda; Insecta; Lepidoptera; Nymphalidae. The record is from RefSeq and is a predicted model, not a curated record.
AGUACAUUUUCAGUGCAAAGCCCACGUAACGCUGUGAAGUGUUUGGAAUCCUAUUUAAAAUAUAAGUGGUAGUUAACAGUGUUUAGUUUUACUUUUCAAGUGCAAGGAGUUGUAGUUGUAUUAUUUAGUUACAAAAAAAAAACAUCUUGUUUACUUGUUGUUUACGAACAAAAGUAAGUUGAAUAUCAAUUAUCGCUUAAAUAUCAAUGCAAAUCAGUCACAGGUGAUAUUUUUUCAGCGAUAAUGAAGGUGAGAAAAAAUGCUAUAACAGCGGAAGCUUGGACAAAGUUUCGUUUGUUGAUGUGGAAGAAUUUUUUGCAACAAUGGCGGCAUCGACUUCAGACUUUCCUAGAACUAUUUUUACCUGCCCUAACAAUGACUCUAAUUCUUAUUCUACGACAACAGAUAGAACCAGAAAAACACACAACAAUCCAAUAUCCACCUUUAAACGCUUAUACUUUGAAUUACUCAUUACCUGUUAUGGCGGGUCUUAAUUUUAGCGAACUGUCAAUAGCAUAUUCACCGCAAAGCCCAGUUUUAGAUGAUGUAAUUCGAAAUGCAAUGAUAAAUCUAUUUAGUCACAACAUAAAAGAAUUAAUCUCAAUUAUAGCUGAACAAGAACCUGACUUUCCUGAUAUACCUAUAGAGAUACCUCCUGACAUAGCUGAAAAUAUAAAUAGUACACUUAUUCUUGAGAUUGCAAAAAGACUUGUGAGCGUAAAGGCAUACAGAAAGAGUUCAGAAUUGAGAGGUAUUUACAAGAACGAACAAGCAACUCGAGAGAUCAUAGCGGCUGUAGAAUUUGAUGAUAGCUUAUUAGGCAUAAAUUUUUUACCAAAAGACUUGUCGUAUGCGCUUAGAUUUCCAGAAAGACCCCGUUUAAAUUCAUUCCAUGGUCUCGGAGGGCGAACCUGGCACACAGAUGCUGUUUUUCCAUAUAUGGAGUUACCUGGGCCGAGAUUUCCUUAUUCUUGGGAGGGUGGCAAUGAGCCAGGUUACGUCAACGAGAUGUUUAUUGCUAUACAGCACGCUAUAUCAAUGGAGUUAAUUUCUCGUUUGACUAAUAUAAAUAUGGAAAAUUUCAAUGUUAAUUUCCAAAGAUAUCCUCAUGCACCAUACAUUAAUGACGUUGCUGUACAAGCACUAAUAUUGAUAUUCCCAAUGUUCUUCAUGUUGAGUUUUAGCUACACAGCUGUUAACAUUAUACGCGUUAUUACCAUAGAGAAAGAACUUCAACUCAAGGAAACGAUGAAAAUAAUGGGCCUCCCCGCUUGGUUACACUGGACUGCCUGGUUUUUUAAGCAGUUUAUAUUUUUGUUUAUAACAUCCGCCUUUCUCAUGAUUAUACUAAAGGUAAAUUGGUUUACAAGUGAGCAAGGCUUCAGUGAUUAUGCCGUUUUUACUAACACGCCUUGGACCGUCCUAUAUUUCUACAUUAUUUUAUAUAUAUGUUGCACCAUAUGUUUUUGCUUUAUGAUAAGUGGUUUAUUCUCAAAAGGCAGUAUGGCAGCGUUAUUUGGAGGCGUUAUUUGGUUUAUGUCAUUUAUCCCGGCUGUGCUGUUAGGAUUGGACAUAGAAAUACCAUUUGCAGUCCAAGCUCUUUCAUGUUUUAGUAUCAAUUCUGCUAUGUCCCUCGGCUUUAAAAUCAUGUUAAGCAAAGAAAAUACUGGAGGUUUGCAAUGGGGAGAUUUUUUUACAACGCAUUCGGUGGAUUCAACCAGGUUGUUAUUUGGUCAUGUUUGUGUAUUUCUCUUGGUGGACACAAUACUGUACAUGAUGAUAGCACUUUAUUUGGAACAAGUUCUGCCAGGCCCGUUAGGAACGCCGAAACCUUGGUAUUUUCUAAUUCAAAAGUCCUUCUGGUGUUCGUCAGAUCAUGAAACAGAUGUCUACAAAGUUACUAAUGUUACUGAUGUUGCUGAUACUAUUAAAGAGAAGGAUCCUAAAGGUUUAGAAAUUGGAGUUAAAAUGUCGAAUUUGACGAAAGUUUAUGGAAAAAACAUUGCAGUUAAUAAUAUGAGUUUGAAUAUUUAUGAUAAUCAAAUUACUGUCUUGUUGGGACACAACGGGGCAGGGAAAUCUACGACGAUCGCAAUGUUAACAGGUAACGUGGAAAUAACAAGAGGGAAUAUUUGGGUAGCGGGCUACAACAUGUCCACGCAGGCACCCCAAGCUCGCAGUCACAUAGGUCUCUGUCCACAACAUAAUGUCCUAUUCAAUGAACUUACAGUCCGAGAACAUUUAGAGUUCUUCUCAAGACUAAAAGGAUUCUCUGGCCAAGAACUUAACGAGGAAAUAGAUAAUCUUAUUGAUAGAUUAGAGAUGCAGGAAAAGAGAAAUUACCUUGCGCAAGGGUUAUCUGGUGGUCAAAAGCGACGUCUGUGCGUAGGAAUAGCGCUAUGUGGCGGCGCGCGAGUCGUACUUCUCGAUGAACCGACAUCUGGUAUGGACCCCGCCUCUAGGCGAGCUCUCUGGGAUCUGCUGCAAAAAGAAAAGAAAGGUCGUUCAUUGAUCCUCACAACACAUUUCAUGGACGAGGCUGACUUCCUUGGUGACCGGGUAGCAAUUAUGUCCAGUGGUCGUCUGCAAUGCGUUGGCUCCCCUUACUUCUUGAAGCAACAUUAUGGCGUCGGUUAUACUCUUGUGAUUAUUAAGAAAGAACAAUUCCAAAUUGAAUAUUGUACUGCUCUCAUUAGCAAAUAUAUACCAGGGACGGUGAUUAAAGAAGAUCGUGGCAUUGAAGUCACCUAUAAUUUACCAAAUGAUUAUUCGCACGUAUUUGAAGACAUGCUCAAUGAUCUUGAAAAGAAAGCAGAUAUCAUCAAUUUCCAGGAUUACGGCUUAGUUGCUACGACGCUGGAAGAUGUUUUUAUGUCCGUUGGGUCUGACGUAGAAAUUCACUCGAUAUCAGAAGACACGACUAUAACUGCAGAUGCAUCUGACGGUAAAGCUAGCAGUGCAGAUGACUUAUCCCUACACCAUUUAGACAGAAGUGAUGAAAGUGCAACCGGCUUUCUGUUAUUUUGGAUGCAUGUCAGUGCUGUAUGGUUCAAGUUGUUCUUAGUAUGGACUCGUUCUUGGGGAAUUCUGUUGUUACAAAUUCUAGUGCCCGUUAUUCAAAUAAACAUAAGUUUAGGCAUAUUAAAAUAUUUAGUGUCACUCCAGGGAACAGUGAUUGAAAGGCCGCUAACUCUUGCACAGGGAUAUGUUGCGACGGAAACUUUUUUAAGUUUUAAUGGAAGUAACUGGUCUUCAAUAGGUGCUAUAGCAAAGGCUGGAUAUGAACAAUUGUUUAAUAGUUUUAAUAUGGAUUCUAUGGCUAUUACAAUAGUGAAUGACAAGAACAUUGACGACUACUAUCUAGAAAGGACGACAGAUUCAGUUGAAUUGGGCACGCUACGUAACCAACUUUUAAUUGGCGCAACAAUUUAUGAAGAUAAUGCCAUAGCUUGGUUUAGUAACUUCGGUUUUCACGACGUGGCUACCUCAUUGGCUACCUUGCAUUCAGCAAUACUCAAAGGUCUCGACCCCGAAGCCAGUCUGAAUGUUUCCAAUUACCCACUAGUAGCUACUUAUAACGAUAAUAGCGAUAUGCAAUUAAUGAUGUCUUUGGUGUCCAUGCAAAUUGCUGUUAGUAUUGGUAACAGUCUUGCUAUCACCAGUGCAGUUUACGUCAUGUUUUAUAUAAAGGAGCGAAUUUCGCGAGCAAAAUUGCUGCAGCGAGCAGCGGGCAUACAGCCCGUGGUUAUGUGGGGGUCUGCUUUCCUUUUCGACUGGUUCUGGUUCCUACUAAUUUCUGUGACCAUCAUCAUCUCCUGUGCAGCUUUCAACGUUAUAGGAUUAUCUACUGCCACCGAACUAGGGCGUCUGUAUUUAUGUUUAAUGAUUUACGGAGCAGCGAUGUUGCCACUGCAAUAUUUGUUUUCUCUAUCUUUCACUGGACCUGCUCUCGGAUUUGUUAUAACUUUUUUCAUCAAUGUUAUAUUUGGUUUAAUUGGUAGUCAAAUAGUUGAAUCACUGUCUGUGCUAAAUAAUAGGGAUGCAGCUGAUAUACUAGACAUCAUUCUGCCCUUCUUUCCACUUUACAGUGUAGUGACCUCUGCAAGGUUGUUAAACCAAGUAGGACUUACGAAGUAUACCUGCAUGCAAUCCUGUGAUUACUUGAGUUUAAUUCUGCCGGAUGGCGAGGAGUGUACUAUGGAGACAUUGUGUAAAAACUUUUCAAAGAUAUGUUGCAUUCCUGAAAAUCCAUACUUUGAAUGGGAAAAGCCUGGCAUACUGCGCUACAUCAUCUGCUCGCUAAUAUCCGGUGCUGUCUUAUGGUUGAUAUUAAUGAUUUUUGAAUAUAAUUGGAUUCAAAGGGUAAUAAAACGUCAAAAGAAGUCUCCACCAGUGGAAGAAUCUUCAUUGGAUGCAGAUGUUGCGGAAGAAAUACAACACGCACAGCUCGUUAACCACAAAUCUUCAGAUAUUGCGCUCGUUGCUCGCGGCUUAACUAAAUAUUAUAAGGACAAUCUCGCAGUGGAUCAGAUUUCUUUCACUGUCAGUGAAGCUGAAUGCUUUGGUCUAUUAGGAGUUAACGGAGCCGGAAAAACUACAACUUUCAAGAUGCUAAUGGGUGACGAAACGAUCUCUAGUGGAGACGCUUUUGUCAGUGGUUACUCCGUUAAACAGAAUAUUACCAAAGUUUACGAAAAUAUAGGCUACUGUCCACAAUUUGAUGCAGUAUUCGGUGAAUUGACGGGUCGAGAAACCUUAAAAUUGUUCUCACGGUUUCGUGGACUAAAAGAUUGCAAUUCGCUACUACGCAUAGAAACACUCGCCAACGCCCUAGGAUUUACCAAACAUCUUGACAAACAGGUAUAUCAAUACUCGGGAGGAAACAAGCGCAAACUGAGCACAGCGGUGUCGAUGCUGGGUCGGACGCGGCUAAUCUUCGUAGACGAGCCAACGACGGGCGUGGACCCGGCUGCCAAGCGCCAGGUGUGGCGCGCCAUUAGGGCCGCGCGGCGCGCCGGCCGCGCCUUCGUGCUCACGUCGCACAGCAUGGAGGAGUGCGAGGCGCUCUGCUCCAGACUCACCAUCAUGGUCAACGGACGCUUUCAAUGUCUCGGCUCGCCGCAACAUCUUAAGAAUAAAUACUCUGAAGGUUUUACUUUAACGAUAAAAAUAAAAAUGGAUAAUGAUACAAGACAAUCUGCUGCUGAGAGAACUGAAGCUGUAAAGAAUUAUGUCAACGCGCAGUAUAAUAAUGUCAAACUAAUGGAGGAAUACCAGGGUAUCAUUACUUAUUACUUGCCAGACCGCAGCAUGCCUUGGUCUAGAAUGUUCGGCAUAAUGGAGGAAGCAAAGAGAGGAUUACACGUCGAAGAUUACAGCAUAUUACAAACAACUUUAGAACAAAUUUUCCUUCAAUUUACCAAAUACCAACGUGAAGAACUAUAGUAUUUAAAAUAUGAUUUAAGUUCUUGUGUAUAAAGCUCUUAUGGUCAAGCGCAAUCUUGUUGAUCUUAAUUCAUAAAAAAACGAAUGAUAUGUGAAUGAUAAAAUCAGUGUUGCUUACCUUUUUAUAAAAAAUAAAAUUGUUAAGUAUUAUAAAUAUAACUUGGCACUAAAAUACAAUUUAUACGCAGAUCAUAACACAAAAAUUGUAUUUGUAACGUUCGGCAUAUUUAUUCUAGAUAAUAAUGUUUGAAGUGACGCAUGCACAACGUUGCAACGUGUUAAACAAAUACGUCGCGUUUUUGAUAACAACAAAAAGUGAGCAUUCAUCUAAGUAUUUAGAAUAUUAGUAACUUUGUUAAUAUAUAGUUCAAUACGAUGACACGACAGUCUUCCGUUUCGUUUUUAAAUGACAAAAUAUGUUUAAAUGUUAUUUAUUGAAUAAUAAUGCUUUUAAUCUAUAAUUUUAUAUGUAUAUAUAGGCAAAUUAAUGUAAUAAAUAAUUGUAAUAUAUAUAUAUAUAUAAACGCCUCGUUAGCCCGAUUUGAUGUCGUUAGGUCUUUCAUGUAGAAUUGCAAAUAAAAAAAUUAAAGAGGUAUUGUAACGCAUGCUAGCCAAUUAGCUCAUUUUAUAUUUUAUAAAUAUUUUUUAUUUUUGUUUAUGUGCUGUUUCAUGUGAAUGUCCAAUAGCUCUUUUAAUAUUAACUUGACUCUAAUGCUAUAUAAAUUAUUUGAUACUUUAUACCCUUACAUUAUUAAAUGAGCAAAAUGUAAAUAUAAACUUAAA